Messenger RNA from Sclerotinia borealis F-4128, 351 nucleotides. NCBI's taxonomy places the organism in Eukaryota, Fungi, Ascomycota, Leotiomycetes, Helotiales, Sclerotiniaceae. The record is from the annotation of a GenBank genome assembly.
AUGCUAUUCUCACUCCCAACUCUCAUGACUCUUGGUCUCGCAACCAUUAGCGGUGUCACUGCUAUUCCUACCGAUUUCUUCAAUGUGGAUAUUACAUUUAUCGGUGGACCGGCCAGUUACAACUUGACUAUUCCUGCAGAUGGUCAGACUCAUGCUAUCAAUAACCCCCUAACCAUCUCCCUCAUCCGCUCCUCCAACUUCGACGUUUUCCACCUCUGCACUUUUUAUCAUGAUAAUGUUGCUGCGUUGGUUAAUAAUGGGGGGGUUGUUAGUAUGGGGCCUCCGACGCCGGUUACGGGGGUUAGUUGUCAGGUUACGGAUCAAAGGUGUAUUCCUAAUUAUGGUGAGUGA